This is a messenger RNA of Bolinopsis microptera, 1614 nucleotides long. Its product is annotated as prolyl 3-hydroxylase 1-like. The coding region runs from base 97 to 1035 and encodes 312 amino acids. Gene Ontology annotation, biological process: collagen metabolic process. The record is from RefSeq and is a predicted model, not a curated record. Gene Ontology annotation, molecular function: L-ascorbic acid binding; iron ion binding; oxidoreductase activity, acting on paired donors, with incorporation or reduction of molecular oxygen. NCBI's taxonomy places the organism in Eukaryota, Metazoa, Ctenophora, Tentaculata, Lobata, Bolinopsidae. The transcript has 9 exons.
UGUUACGAGGAUCUGGACCUCAGACCCUUCACUAACAGUCCUUAUCUUGCCAGUAUUCUGGAGUACUUGCAGUUCUGUCAGUACAACUUGGGGUCAAUGCAGGACGGAGCAGAUACCGCCUACUCCUACACACUCCUCCACACUCGUAACCCCACUAUUAACGAUAACAUAGAGCUAUAUAGCAGUCAGUUUGGAGUUAAGGGCACCAGUAGGCAGGAUAUCCAGGGUUUUCUUAACAACCAUAGGAUUGACAUGGAAUUAUUGGAGAAAACAGACUCUAAACAGCAACCAAGAGAAGAAAGUGUAUUUAGAACUGAUAAUUCAUUUGGAGAUAAGGGGUUCUUAUCCACUGAAGAAUGUAAUACUUUGGUAUAUUUUGCUAAGGAAGUUUCAACUGAAAACGACGGUUACGAUCAUUUCAAAGACAAAGGUUCAUCGCCUUUCAGUUCAAACGAGAAGUACAGCGGAAUCGAGCUGAGCAGAGCUAUAGAAUUAUUGGAGGGUGGACAAGUCGAAGCAGAAGCGGUGCAGUUGUAUUUAUCAGUUGUUGAGGCAGCAAAAUCUCAUUUGGAAAAGAAAUUUAAACUGGUGAAACCCCUUUAUUUUAACUACAUUCACUUGGUCCAAAGAUCAGCAAUUGAAGGCUCAGAAAAAGUCUCAGAAUAUUCGCAUCCGAUACAUGCUGAUAAUUGUGUCAUAAAACCGGACGGUUCAUGCAUUAAAGAGUCUCCAGCUUUUACUGAGAGAGAUUGGUCCGCAGUUGUAUAUCUUAAUAGUCCAGUAGGUGGAGAGUUCGUUAUAACAAACAAUAAAUACACUGUAACAGAAAGUCUGCAGCCAUCAUGUGGUAACAUUGUAGGCUUCAGUGCUGAGACCUUUCAUGGUGUUAAGGCUGUGGAAAAGGGAGAAAGAUAUGCCAUAGGGUUGUGGUUCACACAUCAGAUUUCAAGAGCAGUAGAUAUGGUCCUGUUACAGCGGAGAAUAGACAAUGCCAAGGAGAAAAACGCUGCUCGCGCUUCUAAAGACGAACUUUAAAAACUAGGGAGUGAAGACUUUAGAAACUCUGGAGUGAAGACUUUAGAAACUCGGGAGUGAAGACUUUAAGAACUCGGGACUUUAAAGACCAACUAUGGACUACAUCUUAGGAUCUUUGAUAAAUAGUUUCUCUAAGCCGACCCUGUGAAGAUGUUAGUAAUAGUACCGUUUAUGGUAAAACCUGGUAGCCAGUAAUGUUGGGAUUUUACAUUUUGAACAGGUUCUAACUUAAAAUUUGACAUUUGUGAAAGUUGAAACUGAUUAUAAUCGGUUAAAUCGGUUGUCAGAGUUAUGAUUUUCGGGAUAAAAAUUGAAAACAGGUCUUUGUAUGAUCCGAAUAGUGAUGAUAAAAUGAAUUCUGUUAAUAGUGAAUUGAGAUUGAUUCUUUUAUUUCGUUUGAUUUUCAAUUUAUGUUUCAAGUGAAGCGGGUGAUAAAAUGUGAGUUAUAAUUUCAUUAUUGAAAAUUAAUGACCUUAAAUUUAAUCUUUUUCUAAUCAAAGAUUAUCGUUACUGUACUUAUUUUUGGAUAUUUUGUUUUAUUUUGGAAAUAUUAUUUGUACGAAAUUUUAUUCUUGUACU